Pyricularia grisea is the source of this 285-nucleotide messenger RNA. RefSeq lists its product as uncharacterized. The record is from RefSeq and is a predicted model, not a curated record. The transcript has 2 exons. Bases 18 to 227 code for a protein of 69 amino acids. Lineage: Eukaryota; Fungi; Ascomycota; Sordariomycetes; Magnaporthales; Pyriculariaceae.
CGCCGGAGGUGAUUCUGAUGGGUGCAUUGGUUUACCUCUCGGGCAGAUCCUUCAUAUUCGCCCUGCCUCUCCUCAUGCUCCGGUACGGCAGGGUCAAGACUGAGGUCAAGGUUGGCGGCUACGCGACUUUUGCCACCGGCCCUGGUCACCAUCGGCUUCGGCAUCAUGAGGACUGUCUUGACCUCGAAGCAGUCGGGCAUCUCGUGCCAGGGAUGCCAGGUUCAUGAUCCAAACCCUCGAUAUGCACAUGAGUCUUAUCGUAGCCUGCAUGAGGUUGCUACAUCC